This is a messenger RNA of Melanotaenia boesemani (Boeseman's rainbowfish), 3128 nucleotides long. It is a transcript of the gene map7a, whose product is annotated as microtubule-associated protein 7a. Gene Ontology annotation, cellular component: microtubule cytoskeleton. The record is from RefSeq and is a predicted model, not a curated record. The transcript is spliced from 17 exons. Lineage: Eukaryota; Metazoa; Chordata; Actinopteri; Atheriniformes; Melanotaeniidae. The coding region runs from base 315 to 2267 and encodes 650 amino acids. Gene Ontology annotation, biological process: microtubule cytoskeleton organization.
GUUCAUUGAGAGGGAAUCAUGGGUAUUCUUGCCUCAUCCACAGUGUAUUCGGCACUGUAUCACGGAAAUGCUGUAUCCCCCUGCCUGCUUCCAUCCAGCACUCAGAGGCAGGCAGUGUGGUGGGGGAAUUAAAGUGACACAGCUACAUUAUAUGAAAGUAAAGCAGAGCAGCUCACAAGGAUGGACCAGCAGCUGAUGAAGGAGGCAGUUUCCUGCACAGCCCACCCCAGUGAGGACCCGACGGCAUCUUGAAAUAGAAAUUCAAAGAGGAGGAGAGAAAAGAGAGAAGGGGGGUUUUGAGAGAGAGCAUUGGUAUGCCAGGCUUAAUACCUAGCAUGGCCGUGCAGAAGAAACAGAGUGCCAUCCCUCCAUCACAGGGACCACUUUCUACACGUACAAUCGCAAGCCAAAGGGUUGGAAACAGAUCUGAAAGAGCAGGAGUAAAUGGCUUUCAUAUCAAAUCAAAUUCACAAACAAAGAAAACAGCCUGUUCUGUCAACAAGUUUGCCCAAAUCCGCAACUCGGUUACUCCCCGGGCCACAGCAGAAAGUAAUGGACUAAAUGUUGAUGAAAGACUGAAAGCAGCACGGGAAAGAAGAGAAGAGCAACAGAAGGUGCUUGUCUCACGGGAACUGAACAGGUUGGAGAGGGAACAGCGGGCCAGGCGUUACUAUGAACAACAGCUUCAGGAUCGCAAGAAAAAACUACAGGAGCAAAGGCUCAAAGAGCAGAGGAGGCGUGCAGCCGUGGAAGAGAAGCGCAAAGAGAGGUUGAGAGAAGAGAAAGAGCGAUAUGAAUCUGCAGUGCGCAGAACGCUGGAAAAGAGCCAAAAAGCCCAACAGCACCUCAAUCAAAACCCAAGAGGAAGGAAGCCCAACAAAUAUGCUCCACGUCGCUUGCCUCUGACAACAUGGGAGAAGAAUCUGGUUAGUCGCCUUCUUACCCCUACAUGCUCUUAUCUGGCCAGGAGCAAGAGUGCUGGUUGUCAGUCAGGAGGAGAAGUUGUCCAUAUAUGCCGCCGUGCAGUUUCAUACCACUCCAUGAACACCACCACUCACAAACCCCAGCACCACUCUGGUUUAGUCCACCACAGGGUAUCAUCUGUAUCCCCAAGUUCCAGAAACAGCCAGCAGGGAAGCAUCAGUGUGGCUCAGAUCAAAGCAGCAAGACAACAAAAUACAUUUCAGAGGAACUCAUACAGCAGGUCAUCUUCUGUUAACACCCAUGUUAAAUCUGCCACAAGUACACAAAGCAGAACAGUCUGCCCCUCACCAGACCGGAGUCCCCGAAGAUCAGUCAGCAAACAUUCAACGCCGCUGCUGCUCGAACUUCCAUCUGUUCCAGAGGAAGAUGCUGCUGUUUGUGGCGCUGCUCUCUCUCCUGGAAACACAAGGCCUGUUAAGAGAUUGGAUAAAGGUGAACAGGAGAAACUUAAAAAAGAAAAUCCACCAGAGACUCCACGUUCAAACCUGCUCGAGAGACCUCCAGAAAGAGAGGCUUUAAUCAGAACAGCAGGAGAUGGAAGCCCUACCAAAGUGCAUCCUCAUUCAGCUCCACAGCCACCUGAGAUCAUGCUCCGGCCCUCUGCUGGGACUUCAGAUCCAGAGGAGGCCUCACGUCUUCUCACUGAAAAGAGGAGAGAGGCUCGACUGCAACGAGAGAAAGAGGAGCAGGAGCGCUUGCAACGGGAGGAGGCUGAAAGGAGAAGCCGUGAGGAACUGGAGCGCAGGAGAGCGGAGGAGAGGGCUCGACAGGAGGCCGAGGCUCAGCGUCUCAUAGAGGAGAAGAUGAGAAGAGAGGAAGAGGAGCAGAGACAAGCAGAAGAAGAGAGAGCUCAGGCUAUGAGGGAAGCUGCCCUUCUCCAGAAAAAGAGAGAAGAGGAAUUAGCUGAAGAAAGAGCACGAGCAGAGCAGCUGAAGCAAGAGCGAGAAAUAGUUGCACAAAGAGAGGAAGCAGCGCGUCAGGCAAGAAAAAAGCGACUUGAGGAGAUCAUGCGGAGGACCAGAAGGACAGAUUCUCCAGAUACGAAUUCUGGACCACUGCGGAUCCUCCCAAAUGAAGGCCAACCAAAAGAAAACACAGUGCCUGUGCACAAUGGGAUGAUAGAAGAUGCUGUCAAACUGCCAGUGGGGAGUAAAACCACACAGCUGGGGCUGAAAAGUGAGGAGGACAUGGUACCUGUUGUGGCCUUUAAAGAACGCAAGUCUCUCAGAGCACUGUCUGGUCUGGAGGAAAUCCAAACCCACCAAAGAGCAGAAGUCAUCUGAGCACCUGCAGAGUGGUCCUCCAAUCAGAGACUGCGCUGGAGAGCUGCCUUUUCUCUGUGAAACAGAGCACACUCAUUUCGCUGCCCCUCAGCACCUUGAAAGAGCAUGUAAAACUAAUGCCUUGCCUCCCAGCGAGGACAUCAGUAUCACUUUUCUGUGUAGAAUGAGUGGCACAAAUAUUACAAGCUACAUAUUAAUCUCCUUAGUACAGCAGGGUUCUGAUCUAAAUAAUACUAUCCAAAAGUGCUGUAGACCUAGUUAGUGCAGAUAGUUUGUUGGUAAAUGCAGUUAAUUAGUUAUGAAGACUGUUGCCUCUGUGAUGUACUAGAAAUAGCCAUUCUAUCACAACUUGUCCAGUGCUUUCUGCUUGUUGCUGAUAUUACCUACAACCCGUGCACUUUUCCUUCCUCAGAUUUUGUCGCUGUGGAACUAGAAUAUGUCAAAGUUGCAGACUUACGCCAAGAGCAGAGUUCAGCACGUUAGCGGGAUAUGACUUGCUGCAUUCCAAUCUUAAUCUUGGACUUUGUAAACUAUAGCAAUCACUUACUGUAUUUCAAAGCUGCUGCAGGAAUAUAGCUUCCAAAGACUUUUGCUUCGAUUUUGUGUUUGUGUGGUUUUAGAGGAUACAAAGUACAAUGCGUUUCUUGCACUGACUGCUGCUUUGAUAUUGUGCAAUCAUUUCACAAGGCAAAGUCUUAGGUCUGUAGUUUACAUAGGUUUAUUAUAAUAGAAAGCAUUAAAAAUGUGACUGAUAUUUAAGAUUUGAUCUUGUUGCUUAAGUACUGCUUAUGACUAUCAUAUGUUAGCUUGUUACAGGGGUUAAAAUAUGUGCCAUAUUUGAAUAAAGUUGAUACUAUGCCA